Messenger RNA from Paramecium sonneborni, 2528 nucleotides. NCBI's taxonomy places the organism in Eukaryota, Ciliophora, Oligohymenophorea, Peniculida, Parameciidae. The record is from the annotation of a GenBank genome assembly.
UUCUCAAUGACUUCAUUUGAGAUGCAAGAAUAAUACUCAAUAUAGGAUUCACUCCUAUCUGAUGUUUCUUCAAUGUCUAUCGAGUAAAGAUCAAGAAGCCGUACUCUUAAUAAAACUGUGAAAUGGAAACUUGAAUAAUUUCAUGAAAAAAAUGUGAUGCAAGAAGAAUAAGACAAAAUAUAACGAGUCUUUAAAAUAUACGAUGAUAAUCUUAAUGAUGAACAUGGCCAAAAUGAUAACAAUAUUUUUGAAGAAUAUUUAUCUUGGCUUCCAGUAAUUCUUCCAAAACGAGUCUGGCCUUGGAAGAUCUUUGUAGCUAUUACUACUCUCUUUGUCUUUUUUGAAGUACCUAUCUAUGUUAUGUAUGGCUCAGACUUUUGGACAGUAUCUAUUUCUAAAUUAUAAUAGGAACUUAUAAGUCCUGCAGGACGAUAUGCAUUAUUUUAUGGAAUUUUUAUCAUUCUUCUAACAGACAUGCUUCUUGACUUUGUAACCUCAUACUAUAAGCAUGGAAAUCUUGUUUUAGAUAAAAGAAAGAUAGCCAUGCAUUAUUUUUAUGGAUAUUUUGUGUUUGAUUGCGUCGCCGUAUUUAUUUAUUCAAUCAAAAUAGCUAUUUGUUUGUGUUAUAAGAUUAGCUGUUGAUACUGAUCAUUUACGAUUCAUUUUCUUCAUGUUUUAUUUUAAAUUACCUUCCUUACUUAGAAUUGAUCACCAAAUUGCAGAAUUAAUAUUACUCCAUAAAAGACUAAGAACAUUUUAUCAAAUAGCAAAAAUGUUAAUUUUUAUGUUCUUCUGUUUCAACUUUUAUUGUUGUAUUUGGUAUAUGUUAGGAAUUUAUGGUGAUAAUAUACAUAUUAAUACGUGGUUAAAUGUACCUGGUAAUUUUGGUAUAAUAAAAGACAAAACAAUUCAUGAAAUAUACUUUUACUCUUUUUAUUUUAGCUUAAAUGUACUGUCCACUACUAUGGGUUUUGGUGAUAUUGUAAAUAUAAUAUAUCAAUUAAUAGUCUCCUAUGAACAUUUAUGAAUGCGCUUUCGCACUUCUUGGAGUAAUGUUUGCUGUAGUAGUUUUUGCUUUGAAUAUUAAUAAUUUUUAAAAGAUGAUGGAAGAAUACAAUUCCUAUUAUAUGCAAAGAUUUAAAUAGAAAGUACUAUCUUGAUUAUAAAAUAUAAGGUUUCAAUUAAUAAAUUUAUGGAAUAAAAAAAUGUACCUUCAGAAUUAAGAGAACGUAUAAGAUAAUAUAUAAAUGAACAUUGGGCAGAAGAAGGAAGUAGAGAUCAGGAAAGUGAAUAAUAAGUAUUUGAGAUAUUAGCACCUGAAUUGAAAUAAGAAUUAAUGUAUUAAUCUCUAGGAUAGUUUCUCUAAAAAACUAUGUUUGCAAAUUAUUUUUCUAAACCUUUUCUCAAAGAAUUAGCAUAGAAGAUUAGAGAAUAAUCUUUUUCAUAAGGAGAUGAAAUCAUAGGUGCAGGAUCUACAGAACAAACAGAUGAUUUAAGCAUCUUUUAUAUUGUUGGAGGCUCAGUUAUUGUAAAACCAGGAAAUAGUGAAAUAAUUAAGAAGAAACUAGGAGUUUAUAGUUAUUUUGGAGAAUGGUCAUUCUUUACAGGUUAUUAUUGUUAACAAUAUAAUUUUAGGUUUCCCAAGAACUGGUACAGUAAAUGCUCGAGAAUACUCAUAAGUUUAUGCAAUUACUAGAGCUGACUUUUUGGAAACAUUAAAAAAAUUUCCUGAAGAUUAUGAAACGUAUUGUUAAAUAAGAGAUAAAUUAUUAUUCACUAAAGAAUACAAUUUAGUAGAAUAAUAAUGUUAUACAUGUAAUUCAACUGAACAUUAUGCUGAUAAAUGUCCAAAAACACAUUACAUACCAUUAGUACAAGAAUUGAUUGAAGAAUCAACAAUUUUAGAUUUGAAAUAGGAUAGGGUUAAAAUUUAGAGAUUUGAUAGAAAAUAAUGGGCUACAAGAGCAAAUGCAACAACUCUAAUUAAAGGUUUAAACAAUAACAAAUUAAAGAAAAAGGCCAAUCUUAUGCUUAAAACUUAAAGAGCUCUAAAGAAAAAUACAAUUAAAAUUGAUAAGCCUUAAAUACCUUAAUGGUAGGUAAAAGAAUUCAAGAGUAUUGAUGAUGAAUAAUCAGCGAAUCCUAUGAUAGAUGAAAUGACAGAGAGUUAAAACUUAAAUGUAUAACCACCAGAAAAUGAAAUUCCUUAAAGAGAAUAAUCAAGUUAAAAGCUGAAGAGUUUUGCAAUUUAAACUUUAACUUAAUCUUCUAUGCAGCAAUCAUCUUUUAUAGGUUCAAAAGUUGCUGAAAAUACUAAUGAAUCUCAAAAAAGAGAGAAUGUGAUGGCUGAAUACUAAAAGAUAAUACAACCAACUAUUAAGACUGGAGUGGAAUAAUUUGAUGCUCCUGCUAAUUACAAGAAUUAUUAUAGAAAAUAUAAUAGCAAUAAUUAUUAAGAAUUUAAAAAUGUUAAAAUCAUUUAAAAAGAUAAAAUAUAGAACAUGAGACAGUCUAUUGUGUUUAGAUGA